Rhincodon typus (whale shark) is the source of this 2350-nucleotide messenger RNA. It is a transcript of the gene eva1aa, whose product is annotated as protein eva-1 homolog A. The transcript is spliced from 5 exons. Lineage: Eukaryota; Metazoa; Chordata; Chondrichthyes; Orectolobiformes; Rhincodontidae. The record is from RefSeq and is a predicted model, not a curated record. The coding region runs from base 57 to 986 and encodes 309 amino acids. Gene Ontology annotation, molecular function: carbohydrate binding.
ACAAGAGCAAAGUGGCUUGUGAAGAUGACAAGUUACGACUGAACUGUAAACGAAGUAUGGUAAUAGCCAUCUAUUCUGCCAUCUUUGGCCGGUCACAAGAGGGAAGCUUAGAAUGUCCAUUCCAGAAUGUUGGAGCUCCAGCAAUAGACUGCCAGUCAACCUUAGCUUUACAGAUUAUGACUAAACGAUGCCACGGGAAGAGAAGCUGCAAUGUAUAUGCAAGUUCCUAUGAGUUUGGUGAUCCCUGUUAUCCAGGCAUCCGCAAAUUCCUCAAUGUCAUCUACACAUGUGUUCCUAAGAAACUGCUGGGUGAAACCAACCCCAAACCAACUCAUUACAAAGGGAUUCACCACCCCAAUUUUCCGCCACACCCUAAACCAUACGAUCCUAACAUUAUAGGUGAUGGUGUCUUCCCCCACGAUGUGCUACCCUUUAUAACAGAAGUGUCUUUACCAGAAGAAAAGAAGAAAGAAAGAUCCGCUUCUGAUUACCCAAUAGAUGCCAAACCAUUACCAGCCCCAGUGGAUAAGAUUGACAAGCAACUUGUUGAAACAAGGGGUAUUCGGACUGAGAUGGCAUUAUUAAGCAACCUUUUGGAAACCUAUACUUAUAUCAUAGACAAUCCUGAGAAAACUGCUUUGUAUUUUGUGUCUGGUGUGUGUAUUGGACUGAUUUUAACACUGUGCGCUCUGGUCGUGCGGAUAUCCUGCCGGACAGAUUUUAAAAAAUCAGGGGUAAAAAGUGCAGUUGAUGGGGAUAGUAAUGAUGAUGAUGACAGUGAUGAUGAUAACUCUGAUACUACCUCCGAUCUAUCUGCAAGGCGGCAUCGCCGCUUUGAGAGAACUUUAAAUAUGAACGUUUUUACCUCGGCUGAAGAAUUGGAACGGGCGCAGAGAUUGGAAGAGAGAGAACGGAUAAUUCGGGAGAUUUGGAUGAAUGGCCAGCCAGAUAUUCCUGCCACAAGAAGUUUGAAUCGCUAUUACUAAUAUGUUAUCUGGAUCCAAAAUGAUGAUAUGGUAAUGAUUUGAAAGACAUGAUGGUGCUUUUAGCAUCCAAUGGCUGUAUGUGACUGGAGCUAUAGUUAUCCUCAGCUCUGGGUGCACCUCCAGAUAAUAAUGGAAUAAAGAACUUUAAUUUCACUAAGCAUUUGAAAGAACUUCUACAAGUAUUAAAAUCAAUUUGUUCUCCUUAAUAUCUGAAGAAUGAAUUGUUACCAUAUCCACUGAAUAAUCUCAUCCUUAAUUCAUUAAGGAAUUUACCUUUAUUUAACAAAUUUGUAGAUCUAUUCUCCAGUGGCAAAACUGAACUGGUGCCUCAGGGAUAAAAUCCUGCUAUUUUAUUUGUUAAAGUUUAAUUGAGAGUUUUCAUAUUUUUCAGGAUGCAUCACUGAUUGUACACAACAUUUGGGAAAAAGGAAAAGCCUCAAAGAGGUUAAAUAGUGAUUUUAAGAGAAAAAUUCAUGAAAGUGCCUUUGCCUUUCCAACUUGUUUAAUGUGGUAAUUGGAAAGUUCUGCAGCCAACAUUUUAUUAUAUUGACAAAACAUUAUAAAUUACAAAAUUAGGAUGCAUGAAUGUAAUGUGCCAAAGCUUGUUUGACCAAAACCAAAACCAUUAUCUUUUCUUGGAUAAUGAUUUACAAAGUGAAACAAGUAUCAAUCUAAUUCUGAAUGUUGUUAUUCUUCUUGGAUCUCAGCAUUGAGAUAGUCAGGACCCUUGACAAGAUGCUGAAAAAUAAUCAAAUCAGUUUGCCCAGUUUUCUUAGCAUCUGCUUGAGUUUCUUUUUAGUCCCAUGUUAUCAAUGUGGUAAUAUAAAGAAAUAUUGCAUAUGUUAGAUGUCUUAAAAAAAGCAAAAAUGCUCAAGAAAUCAAACUGUUUUUCUACUUCAGAUGUUGACUUGCUUUGUAUUUCUAGUACUUUCUAUUAGUGGUAUGAGUCACACUGAUACUUCAGUUUACUUAAUGAAGUAUUGUAAGGCAAUUUAUGCUCAGCUUUUUUGACAUACAGAAGAACUGAGCAUAUAGUCAUGCAGUUUGAUUUUAUUUGUUACUGCAAUAAAACUUGGCUCCAAUUUAAAAAAAAAUUGAGAAAAUCUAUUUCAUCUAAUUGUGACUAGAAUCUCUCUUUGACAAAUCUCUCUUUGACGUUCCACUAAAGAUUUGUGAUGGAUUAACUAGUUUUAUAUAUUCAGGAACUUAAACCACAAAACCAUGACAAAAUACUUGAUAUUUUACUAUGUAAAAAAGUUGUAAUUUUAAAACACAAAAGAACACUAUUAAAGCUAUUAAAAUACAAAUUGUUUUUCAACUUAUGUGCAUCUGUAUGUUUUUGUAAUAAAUUGGCUGUUGAAACA